UUGUACCCGCUGUUCCAUCGCUGCCAUUCGCUAGGGCAGACAAAACAGGCAAUUGACGAUUACUUCUGGAAGUAGCGGAAAACGUAACUGAAUUCGGAAAAUAUUUUUCUUCAUUUCUUUUCUCCCUUUGACAAUCAGAGUGGAAAUUUCACUGCCUUUCUGCAAGACAUGUCUACAAGAGUGGCUCAUGCUCAGGACGCACACCCCCCUACGGAGAAGCCGGUGAUCCAGUGCUGUAAAUGUGGGGAGCCGUGCAGGGGAGAGGUCCUGAGGGUGCAGUCCAGGCACUUCCACAUCAAGUGCUUCACCUGCAAAGUGUGUGGCUGUGACCUGGCCCAGGGGGGAUUCUUCAUGAAGAACGGAGACUACCUGUGCACCCUGGACUACCAGCGCAUGCACGGCACCCGCUGUAAUGGCUGCGGGGACUUUGUGGAAGGAGAGGUGGUCACUGCACUGGGGAAGACCUACCACCCCACCUGCUUCGUCUGUACCCUCUGCAAACGGCCGUUUCCUGCGGGCGAUCGAGUCACCUUUAAUGGGAAAGACUGCCUGUGUCAGCGCUGCGUUCAGCCUAUGUCUCCAUGUCCCAAAGACAUUGCCAGCUCCAGCAACUGUGCGGGCUGUGGCAGAGACAUUAAGAAUGGCCAGGCUCUGUUGGCACUGGAGAGACAGUGGCACCUGGGCUGCUUCAAGUGUAAAACCUGCGGGAAGGUGCUGACUGGAGAGUACAUCAGCAAGGAUGGCUCCCCGUAUUGUGAGAAAGAUUACCAGAUACAUUUUGGGGUGCAGUGUGAGGCCUGUCACCAGUAUAUCACAGGGAAGGUUCUAGAGGCGGGGGACAAGCACUACCAUCCGAGUUGUGCACGAUGCAGCAGGUGCAACCAGAUGUUCACAGAAGGAGAAGAAAUGUACCUGCAAGGAUCCACAGUGUGGCAUCCGGACUGUAAGGACACCACCAGAGCAGAGGAGAGACACAGGCCGACGAGGUCAUCGUCCGAGAGUAUUUGUUCCCGACCUGGUUCAAGCAUACCUGGCUCACCGGGUCAUACCAUCUAUGCAAAAGUAGACAAUGAGAUCCUUGAUUACAGAGACUUAGCAGCCAUCCCCAGAGUCAAGGCCAUUUAUGACAUUGAGCGCCCAGAUUUGAUUACCUAUGAGCCCUUUUACAGCACAUCGCUGGAAGAGAAACAGGACAGGCAGAGUGUGGGAGAGCCUGCGACCUCCAGACGAGAGAGAUCUCCCCUCCUGCUGGACCAAUGUCCCCCCAGCACCAGUAGAGACAGCUCCCCCAGGCGCAGUGAAACACCUCAGACCCCUAGACCUGACCAGUCCCCCAUCCUAGAGGAGAGAUCUCCAAGGACGCUUUCUCCCACACCCUCUGCAGAAGGUUGCUAUGAUACAAGGGACCGCAUCAUUCAAAGAUCCACCAGUCAGGGCUCUAUUGGCUCACCUGUAUACAAUCGCCAUAGCUACACACCCACACUGUCACGGUCGCCCCAGCACUUCCACAGACCGGAGCCGCUGACAGGGAUGCAGAAGCUCUGCUCCUCCUUACGCAGCGGCCCCGCCCUCAGCGACUCGCGCCCCACCUCCCCUUUUCGCCACCACUUCAUGCCCCAUAACAAAGAUUCCUUCUACAUAGGCAAUGAGCCGUCCAGCGGUCGGAACUCCCCUCUCUCCUCUCGGUCAGACAGCCGUCCGGUCACUCCAACUCUCUCUCUGAACCCUAAACAUUUCCAUCUCCCAGAUCAAGGCGCCAACAUUUACAGAAAACCCCCGAUCUACAAGCAGCACGAUUCAGCUGCAAUGGCUGCACAAAGCAAGUCUGCCGACGACAUCAUCAAAUCCGCCAAGUUCCCAGCAGCCUCCGCUCCUGGCCCGGACCAAACGCCAAAGAUUGAGACAGACUCCUGGCCCUGUCCGCCCUCCCUUGCUGCAUUAGGUUCAGAUGGCAGACGUCGCUCACGAGAGGAGGAAGAGGAGGAGAUUCUGAAAAGGCGACAGAUUCAGGAGGAGCAUCUCAACAAGAUCCAGUCUGGUUUGGGGAAGCUGAUCCUAAAGGAAGAGAUGGAGAGGGAGCUGAACCGGGAGCGCUACUCCCGGAGUGUUUCCGCCCAGCGGUGUGAUCCACAGUACACCAACUGUACAGCAGACCCCAGCUCCCCGGCAUCCAAAACAUCUUCGUUGCCUGGAUAUGGAAGAAACGGGCUCCAUCGGCCCCAAUCGACAGACUUCACCCAGUACAACAGCUAUGGAGACGACUGUGGAGGAGGGAGAGAUUUCAAGGUAAGUAAUUCACUCACAAUGUUCCCGCAGUUCAAAGCAUGUUCACUGCCUUGCAUGUCCAUAUAUGUCGCGGGGUCAUGUCACGUUCUGGAGCGUACACAUUUACCAGAAUGCAGCUCGCUGCCAUCUGCUACGCUUACAUAUAUAUGUUCUGUUCGGCGAGGAAGAGGAUUACACACGUUCCCACAGAGCCCAUGUCCGAAAAGUUUAACUCUCUACAUGGAAGGAAAUCCCAAAGACCCAUGUGGUAUCGUAAAAAAUUGUGUGGUUCAUAACAGACCAUUUUAUUUGGAAGUCCAUUUCAGUGUAAAACUGAAAAAUAAAUAAUAAAUACUAAAUACUGUAAAUACUGCCCCUAUAUGGCUAGGCAAGUCAUCAAAUGCACCUCUUUUGACCGUAAACUAUGACGCCCUUAGCGGGAGUGGUCAGGAGGUGCCAGAGCCGUUUGUUAUGUCCCUGGGGGUUGUCGUGGUAAUGAGUGAGCGCCAUCUCGUGUGCUAGCAGCAGGGUGACUGUAUUUCCUGUGUAGCACCAACCGGCUUUAUCAACAGGCUGAAGACCUCAGCAUCCAAAAGCAUUUAUUCUACCUAUCACAUGUGUGUGUUCUGUUCUAUAGCCCAUUCAGGAUGGC
This is a messenger RNA of Conger conger (European conger), 2917 nucleotides long. It is a transcript of the gene ablim1b, whose product is annotated as actin binding LIM protein 1b. The record is from RefSeq and is a predicted model, not a curated record. Gene Ontology annotation, biological process: lamellipodium assembly; cilium assembly. Lineage: Eukaryota; Metazoa; Chordata; Actinopteri; Anguilliformes; Congridae. Gene Ontology annotation, cellular component: actin cytoskeleton; stress fiber. The transcript is spliced from 25 exons. Gene Ontology annotation, molecular function: actin filament binding. Bases 169 to 2613 code for a protein of 814 amino acids.